GACAGAGUCGUCGUCUUCAAGAGGAAGGGUGAUAAAGGAAAACGUAAAGGGAUUUUUUUAAUUCAUCCGGUACGCUUUGUGCUUAAUUUGUCACAGUGGAGUGGAUAAGAGAAUACGAAACAAGCUUGAAGUGGAUUGAUCUGCUCGGAAGGCAGAAGUUAAUCUCGAUAAAAAUCAGGAUAGAUAGCAUCCGCAAUGUUGAGGCGCGGGUUGAGUCGCGAGCCUUCCACGGGGGCCACGCACAACGGGUUGAAGUUGAAAGCCUUGAAAACCUUGGAAUCGAAAGGUGAGGGAUUCCAUUGAGUGGCGACAAGCCUUCUUGUAGAAGAAGCGUGUCUCUGGUAUUUGAUUCGGUUUAUCUGCUCGCCCGUUGAGAUUAACCCUCGAAACCAAGAUGGCAUCUACGAGUCAAGCUGCUGUCACCGCGAGUUCCGCCGGCUCAACGAUCGGCCCUCCGGGAGUUUCCGUCUCGACGAUAAUCCCCUUGGCCAAGUCGCAGACCCCCCCGGUCGCAAUGUCGUCCCAGCCCCAGCAACCCAAUCAACAAGGAAAUAAUUUCGAACCUCUUGAUAAAAGUUCUUCAAACACGCUCAAGCGUAACCCAAAAAUGGAAUUAAGCAAGACGGACUUGCUAAAGUUGCUAGGAUACUUGGAGGGCGAACUUCAAGCAAGAGACAUUGUUAUAGCAGCUCUGAAAUCGGAGAAAAUGAAGCAUUUGCUGAGUUCUCGAUAUCGCAGUGGCACUUCCGAUCCUCACUCAGCACUUGCGAGAGAUUUAGCCAUAGUUGGAGGAACAAUCGGACUACAAGGAUGUCAGGCUGAUCAGCAAGCUGCAAGCUUGGAAGCUCUUAUUGCCCAACAAAGGCGCAUGCAGUGUCGUAUGGCCAAAGUUCUUAAAGAAGCUGAAAUAAGGCAUCGAGCAGUAAUCAAAGAACUAGAAGAGGAGAAGAGGAAGCACGAGCAUGAUACAGCUCAAGGCGACGAUAUUACCUACGGCCUCGAGAAGGAGAGAACACGCUUAAAAAAGGAAUUGGAGUUAGAAAAAGCAGACAAGAAGCGAGUGGAACAAGAUAUGAAGAAGCUCAGUGACACUCUGGACGAAGAGAAAAGUCGACAGAAGCAAAUAGUUCUGUUAUUGCUCGCCGAGAGGAAGAAGAUAAUAAUGAAGUAUAUAGAAGAGAGAAAGAGGUCUGAGGACUUGGCUCAAAUUUUGAGCGAGGAGAAGGUCCGCAUUGAUUCUAUGGCUGAAGGCUUGGAAGAGGAAAGUAAAAAGUCGCUGCAGAUGGAGGCAGAGUUGGAGAAGCAGCUUGCACAGUUUGAUAUUGAGAGGCAGCAGUGCAGACAAGCAUUGGCGAAAGAAGAAAAGAAGGCCAAGGAUCUGGAGGCGGAAUUGGAGAAGCUGAAGGCGGAAAUGGAAACGUGGAAAGACACGCAGGCCCGAGGGCUUUUGCGAACUGUCGGUGUCACUCCACCACCACCCCCUGCAAAGCCCGCCAAUUUGGCAGCCAUGCCAACUCUUAGACCUGCGACUGCUCCUCAAAUUAAGGGAGCGGUUUUAGGCACUGGGACUCCAAUGGUCAGCAGUAAAGUCGUUCAGCCUACGGCUACGGUUUCUAGCGUACCUGUUAGUGGUCCCACAACAGGAAUUGCUAGAUCGGUAACUCCUGGACAAGCGAUACGAGGUGCUGCCUUCACACCCAGUAUCCCCACGUCAAUUACGGAAACACCAGCACCCACCGAGGCUCAGGCUGCACACAAACGACCGGUUGUUCCGGCUCCUAUGAAUCCUGCUGUCCCGACAAAGGUCGUUCCAGCGUCGCAAACACCAGGAAAACUUCCAGUAUUUAGUAUUGGCGCUGCACCAGUUUCACCAACGCCAGGAAUAUUGCCAGCGAAAAAACCACCUGUGUCACGUGGAGUUCCACCACCUGUUCCGCCAAACAAACCUGUGGUGCCGCCGAAAAAAGAAGCUGCCUACCUCCGGAGGACUGAAUCCAGCCAGUUGGCAACGGAUGCUGUUAAAUUUGGGAAACCAAUUAUUCCCAAUGCUACUAACAUUCAAGCCCAACAACCCAUUGCGGUUCCUACUACUCACUCCACAGAAGAAGAGGUCAGUAAUGCUAUUUAAACUCAAAGAUCAAUGGUGAGAUAAUUGUUAUUAAGGACGUAUGAAUGCAUUUCACAAAGAGAUAUCUUUUAGAUUGUGAAUAAAGAUUAAUUAUAAGUGCGAAUAGUUAAUUUAGGACAAAAGGCUUCUGAUUAAUUUCUUUACUUGACAUAAUUAUGAAAUUUGAUAAUUUUUUCGCAACAGUUGACAAAAUACAAGGUUAUUUUGUAGGUAUUAAAUUGUCCAAAAAUGGUUUUCCCCUCAACUUAUUUUUUUCAACGACGACCGACAAAUUAUUAGUGUAAAUAUUUAGAUUGGUUGGAAAAACAUUAUUUUUUAGGGCAAAAUUAAUUUGAGGUUAAUUAAAUCAGCUUGCGAUAAGAGAAAGUUGGAAGAAGAUUCAUCAACGAAAACCAUUUGUACCAUUUAGUCAUAUGGUAGAUAGUAUUUUUAUACACUAAUUUGCGCGGCUCAAAAGAGACCAUUUUAUAUGAGCCGUCCGCAACGACUCUAAUGUCUAGAUUAAUUAAUAAAAAUAUGAUUCGUCAUUUACCCAAUUUAAUGUUAGCAGAUACUAGUUUUUCUUGAUCAGCUUUAGAGUACUAUAACGGACUGGAUGAUUCCUAAAGAGUGGUAGAUAAAAUAGGGAUUGAAAAAA
Messenger RNA from Belonocnema kinseyi, 2765 nucleotides. RefSeq lists its product as uncharacterized. Bases 395 to 2128 code for a protein of 577 amino acids. The record is from RefSeq and is a predicted model, not a curated record. NCBI's taxonomy places the organism in Eukaryota, Metazoa, Arthropoda, Insecta, Hymenoptera, Cynipidae. The transcript has 7 exons.